Benincasa hispida (wax gourd) is the source of this 2604-nucleotide messenger RNA. Its product is annotated as serine/threonine protein phosphatase 2A 55 kDa regulatory subunit B beta isoform-like. Gene Ontology annotation, molecular function: protein phosphatase regulator activity; protein binding. Lineage: Eukaryota; Viridiplantae; Streptophyta; Magnoliopsida; Cucurbitales; Cucurbitaceae. Gene Ontology annotation, cellular component: protein phosphatase type 2A complex. The record is from RefSeq and is a predicted model, not a curated record.
UAUAAAAAAAAAGAAAAAAGAAAAGGAAAAUGAAACCAGGUAUUGAGGAGCUACAGAGGGGAGUGUUUUCUUUGGUUCUACAAACCGAAGGAACGGUUUGCUCUGACUCUGUUUCAAUCCCAUAACUUUUUCUCUGAUAAAUUUUCCAACUUCAUGUUUCUAGAUUCUCACCUUCCAGGAACAACAAAUUCAAACUGUUUCAAGUUUCUCACACAGACUCUGCACAUUCCCAUGCUCAAAUAUGGCUGAAUCGGGAAUCUAGCGGAUUCCUUCCCUCCCCUCUUUUUUCCCUUUCUUUAAGAGUUUUUCAGCUCCGGUUAUGUAAACCCAGAACGCGAUCGGUUGUUGCUGUGAUUGGAUUUGGUGGGAUUUUCUUCUUUUUGUGUUUUUCUUCCACCCUUUCUAUAUCUGGGUUAGUUGGAUUAGUUUCCCGGAGAUAUGAAAGGUGGCGAUGAAGCUAUGACACCUCCGGUGGCCUCCUCGCAGCCUCUUGAGUGGAAAUUCUCUCAGGUGUUUGGUGAACGUACCGCCGGCGAGGAAGUACAGGAAGUUGAUAUUAUUUCAGCAAUUGAAUUCGAUAAAAAUGGCGACCAUCUUGCUACUGGAGAUCGAGGUGGUCGAGUGGUUCUUUUUGAGAGGACAGAUAGAAAAGAUAAUGGAGGAACGAGAAAGGACUUGGAGAAAAUGGACAAUCCAGUGACUAGGCAUCCUGAGUUUCGUUAUAAAACAGAGUUUCAGAGCCAUGAACCUGAGUUUGACUAUCUCAAGAGCUUGGAAAUAGAGGAGAAAAUUAACAAAAUCAGAUGGUGCCAAACAGCCAAUGGUGCCCUCUUUCUAUUAUCUACUAAUGACAAAACCAUUAAGUUUUGGAAGGUGCAAGAAAAGAAGAUCAAGAAAAUAUCCAACAUGAAUGUGGACACGUCGAAAGCUGUUGGCAAUGGAUGUAUUGCUAGUUCAAGUAUUUCAAGUAGUUCUACACCACAUCUUCCAAAUGGAGGUUCCUGUGAUGGAGUUUAUAAUCAUUCAAGCAGUGACUUAUUGGGGGCCAUCUCAUCACUACGUCUACAAGUGGUAACUAGCCAUGAGUCGAGUCUUCUUGCUAGAUGUCGUAGGGUAUACGCCCAUGCUCAUGAUUAUCAUAUCAACUCUAUCUCCAAUAACAGCGAUGGUGAAACUUUUAUAUCGGCUGAUGACCUGCGGAUAAAUCUAUGGAACUUGGAAAUUAGCAAUCAAAGUUUCAACAUUGUUGAUGUGAAGCCUGCUAACAUGGAGGAUUUAACUGAGGUGAUUACAUCUGCUGAGUUUCACCCUACGCACUGCAACAUGCUAGCAUAUAGCAGUUCAAAAGGAUCAAUCCGCCUAGUUGAUCUGCGGCAAUCAGCAUUAUGUGAUUCUCAUGCCAAACUAUUUGAGGAGCCUGAGGCACCUGGUUCUAGAUCAUUUUUCACAGAGAUAAUUGCUUCAAUCUCAGACAUUAAAUUUGGGACAAAUGGAAGAUAUAUAUUAAGUCGUGAUUACAUGACUCUUAAGUUAUGGGACAUCAACAUGGAUUCAGGUCCUGUUUCAACCUUCCAAGUUCAUGAAUAUCUAAGACCCAAGCUUUGUGAUUUAUAUGAAAAUGAUUCAAUCUUUGACAAGUUUGAGUGUUGUUUGAGUGGUGAUGGAUUGCGUGUAACUACGGGUUCCUACAGCAAUUUAUUCCGAGUUUUUGGUUGUUCUCCGGGAAGCACUGAGGCAACAACUUUGGAAGCUAGCAAAAAUCCAACCAGGAGACAAGUGCAGACCCCUUCAAGACCUUCGAGAUCACUUAGUAGCAGCUUUACAAGAGUUGUGAGACGAGGAGGAUCUGAGAGCCCAGGGGUUGAUGUAAAUGGCAACCCUUUUGAUUUCACAACUAAGCUGCUGCAUCUAGCAUGGCAUCCAGCUGAAAAUUCAAUCGCCUGUGCUGCCGCAAACAGCUUGUACAUGUAUUAUGCAUAAGAAGAGAGGCUGAACAUCAAAUGACAUCACCCACUUAACCUUUUCGACUUCGUCGGUAAAAGUUCUAUCCUUUCUCAUCAACCCUCAAUCACGGAAGCUACAUUCAUCGAAUUCCACAUGCCUACAAUAUCUGGUGCAUACUUCUAUUACUGUGCAGGGCCUAAAAAUUUCCACAAGAAAGCACGUUGUUUAUGUUCCUCGGGCAACAUUCCUUUUUCUUCUCUUCUUUCAACCCUAUAAUUGUCUUUUCAUUUCCUUUCAUAGUCCUUUCUUUUCUUCCAAAAGAGAAAAGAUUUAGUUCUGUUCCAUAUUUUGUUGGGUUGAACUUAGGGAAAUUCUGAUUGUAGCUCCCCCUGCAACAAAACUACUGAAGUUGUAGCUCAAUAUCUUCUUCCACUAGGUUCGAGAUUAACAGAUGUAGUUUUUUAGUUAACUUCUAAAAGUUUCGGUGGGAAGAAGCUGUUAAAUCUUGCGGUACAUCAAAUUAUUUUUUUCAAUUGAUUCAUUGUCACUCUCAGAAAUUACAUCGGGAUGUUUUUUUUUUCUCCAUAAUUUAUUACUGUAGUUUUAUGUAAAGAACAGUUAUAUUGAAUGUAGCGUAUAUAGCUCUGAAUAUUUUUGUCC